Maudiozyma barnettii is the source of this 2151-nucleotide messenger RNA. It is a transcript of the gene MDV1, whose product is annotated as Mdv1p. Gene Ontology annotation, molecular function: protein binding. Lineage: Eukaryota; Fungi; Ascomycota; Saccharomycetes; Saccharomycetales; Saccharomycetaceae. The record is from RefSeq and is a predicted model, not a curated record. The coding region runs from base 1 to 2151 and encodes 716 amino acids. The transcript has a single exon.
AUGUCAAAUAAUGACACGUUUUCUAACAUAAAAAGGACUUUAUCUGUUACGGCAUCAUCAUUAUUAAAUUCGCACAACGUAUCAGAUACAAUUCUCUCAUCCAAUGGACCAUAUGAGACAUUACUGAAGAAUACAUUAGCGAAUGAUACUUUCAAUGGGAAAUCAUUAUCUAAAUUUAAGGGUAAAAAAUUAAAGUUUAAGGAUGGUGAAAAUUCUUCCUUUCAGGAUAUGUAUUCGGCAAGAAAUGGUGAAAAAUACUUCAAUAAUGACUAUACAAAUAAAAGAGACAGUUUUCGAAUAUUGAGCUAUAUUAAUGAUGACCUCCUUCAUGAUAUCGAACAAGUUUCUGCGAGUUCAUCUAAUCAUAAUAAAUUACUCCGAGCUGAACCUUAUAAUGAAAGCCCAGAUGAUAGUUUGAAUAAUACUGAUAAACCCUCCUUAUUUGAAGGGUUUAAGGUAACUGUGAAUCCCAAUGCUGCAUUGAGCGAAUAUGGUGGCAAUAAUAAUACAAACUCAGACCCAAAACUUUUGGGACAAAAAAUAAAUAAUAAUAGUGUAACAUCCGUUACAACAGAAUCAAGAUCAUUUCCUAGUAUAAUUGAUAUAAAAAAUUCCACCUCUUUGGCCUUCCUCACCGAAUCCUUCAAGGAUUUACUGAAAAGUGUUGACGAUUUAGAAAUCAAGAAACAACUUUCUGCAUCUGAAGUCAUUGAAUUAGAUACCCAGAUGAAACAUUUAAAAGUAAGAAGAGAACUGAUGUUUAACAGGAUAGUCAGUUUAGAAGAAAGUCAGUUUAGAACGGAGCAUAUGCUUAGCUUAAUAAGAGAAAAAUUCGAAACCAUGAAAAAAGCUGGGAAUUUUGUAGAUUCUGGUGAAUAUUUGCAUGGUGAAGAUAUCUCAUCUGAAAUUAAAAACUCAAACAUUGAAAAUGUUCAAAACAAUAAGACCCGACUACCAACCAAAAUAGGAUCCAUUUUCGAGGAGUCUGGGAUUGAUGAAAAACAAUCUUAUGCCGCUGAUACAUCGGUUGUUGAUGAUAGAAAUAUUGUAAAAGAACCAGAUUUAUCACCGCUACAGGAAUUUUUUCAACCAAAAAAUAUGAAGUUCAGAAAAACACAGCCUACAUUGCAACAAUACUACCAAACUGGAACCAGAAUUGAAACCCUUCCUAAGUGUCAUAAAAGUAGUGUAAAUUGUUUAGAUUUUGAUAUUCCUUUUGGAGCUUUAUGUUCAACCGGAUAUAAUGACCGUAUAAUUAAGAUAUGGGACCUCUCUAGAUAUAAAGAAAUAGGGAAAAUGGACGGACAUAUAGAUCGUAUUAAUUGUAUGGAAAUGAAUUCCAAAUAUAAUAUGUUAAUAACAGGUAGCAAGGAUACGACAUUAAAACUGUGGGACAUAAGUGCAGCUACUGAAGCAUAUGCUGCAUCUGAAGCAAACGAUAAUGCACCUUCUGACUCAGUUUAUACAUCAUGUUGUGUUCAUACAUUUGAAGCACACGUAGAUGAAGUUACAUGUAUGUCUAUAAAUUCAGGUACUUUGGUUAGCGGUUCGCAAGAUAAAACUAUACGAGUUUGGGAUUUGAUAACUGGUAACUGUGUUCAGACUCUGGAUAUAAAUUUCUCUACCAUUCCUUUGCAAACUUCUUCUACAUCUGAAACAGAAUUAAAUAAGGAUGUUAUGAGCAAUGAACCAAUGGGUAAUAUAUCUGUCACAGGUGCUUUGCAAGCAUAUGAUGUUGCAUUAGCCACAGGUACGGUGGAUGGAUUGGUUAGAUUAUGGGAUUUGAGAUCAGGGGAAGUUAUCAGAACUUUGAAAGGUCAUUCUAAUGCCAUUACUUGUCUAAAAUUUGACACAACGAACAUAGUAACUGGGUCUCUAGACAAAAGUGUCAAAACAUGGGAUUUGAGGACAGGUGGAAUGAUAGAUUCAUUCACAUUUGGUUCACAUAUAAGAUCGCUAGAUUUUGAUAAAAAUAAGAUUAUUGUCGCAACAGAGGAGAAUUCUGUAAAAGUUUUUGAUAGAAACGAACAAAAGCAUUGGUGUUGUGAAAACCCAGAUGAUCAAUCAUCCUUAGUUGAAUGUUUAAAGUACAAGAACGGGUAUUUAGUAGAGGGAAGAAAUUCAGGAGAUAUUAAUGUUUGGGCUUUGUAG